UGCCAUGUUGGAUGUACGCAUCGCUGCUGCAGCUACUGGAGUUUCCGAAUGAAAGUUCAGCGUUUGUCCGCGUCCAGAAGAACAACGAGUCCUUAAGUUUUGAUCUAACACCGAACGGAGAAGUUCGGUUUCUUCGUUAAACCGGUAGCACGCUUAGAAAGCCGCCCCGGGUCCUCCUUCUCCUCCUCCGCCCUCCAGACCGGAGUCGGACUCAGUGGAAAUGAUCCGGUUGCAGGCCACAGCAACCGGAGCCCGCAUGGAUUUUGUGUAAUUAGCAGUGUUUUAUUGAGUCUUUCCGGGGAGAACCGCAUCGUUUGGGGGGUAAUAAGAAGAAUUUGGUGUCAUGAACAGCCACCCACUCCCCCGCAGGGCCGUGAACGUGGGCUCCAUCCUCCUGACCCCGCAGGAGAACGAGUGCCUGUUCGGCUACCUAGGCAGGAAAUGCGCCACUCUGUGCUCGGCGGUGGUGCAGGUGUACGGCUCAGACCGGAGCUGCUGCUGGGUGAAGCGGUGUUGUGGAGUGGCCUGUCUGGUCAAAGACAACCCACAGAGGUCCUACUACAUCAGAGUGUUUGACAUCAAGGAAGGAAAAAUCAUGUUCGAGCAGGAACUGUACCACAACUUCUCCAUCAGCAGCUCCAGAUCUUACUUCAUCUCAUUUACAGGAGAUACCUGUCAGAUCGGUCUGAACUUUGCCAGUGAAGAAGAGGCCAAAAGAUUCAGAUCCGCCAUCAACGACCUGCUCAACCGACGACAGCGCAAAACCGAGAAGAGAGGUGACCCUAAAAAUGGUCCCGCUCUGCACAUGGCCACAGUGGACAUCAAGAACCCGGAGAUCAACAACGUCAGAUUCCACAACUCCCACAGCCACCAGCAGCCGUACCACCUCAACAACAUGCUGAGCCACAGCGGGCUGAACAGGAAGGACAAGAAGACCAAAGGCAAGAAGAAGAAGCUGACCAAGGCAGACAUCGGCACGCCCAGCAACUUCCAGCACAUCGGUCACGUGGGCUGGGAUCCAAACACAGGUUUUGAUCUGAACAACCUGGACCCAGAACUGAAGAACCUCUUCGACAUGUGCGGCAUCUCUGAAGCUCAGCUGAAGGACCGAGAGACGUCCAAAGUCAUCUACGACUUCAUCGAGAAGAAGGGAGGUGUGGAGGCUGUCAAGAACGAGCUGAGGAGGCAGGCACCCCCUCCACCUCCUUCUCGUGGCGGCCCCCCUCCUCCUCUACCACCCCCACACAACUCGGCUCCUCCCCCUCCACCUCCCCCAUCAAGAGGAGGCCGAGGAGCCCCUCCUCCCCCUCCUCCCUCCAGAGCCCCCGCUUCAGCUCCUCCCCCUCCGCCUCCCUCCAGGCCGGGAACUUUGGGUGCCCCGCCCCCUCCACCUCCUCCCACCAGAGGAGGUCACCCGCCCCCACCUCCUCCCCACCAUCACCACCACCAGCCUCCCCCACCUCCUCCUCCAUCUGCGUCACACGCCUCCAUCUCCCCCCCAGCCCCGCCUCCCCCGUUGUCCCAGCAGUCUACAGGAGGCGGCUCUGGCCCUGCUCCACCUCCUCCGCCUCCCCCUCCACCUCCUCCUCCCGGGCCCCCUCCGCCUCCAGAGCUGGACGGUGUCGGUGGAGGCGGAGACUCUCCUCAUUCGCCGAGCCCCGGCGGGAAGUCGGCGCUGCUGGAGCAGAUCAGAGGAGGAACUCAGCUGAAGAAGGUGGAGCAGAUCAGCCGAGUGCCUGCCUCCGGCGUGGGACGAGACGCCCUGCUGGAUCAGAUCCGACAGGGAAUCCAGCUCAAGACGGUGCCGGAUAAUUUGGAGUCCGGCCCUCCAACGUCAGCUCCCACCGCAGGCAUCGUCGGCGCUCUCAUGGAAGUGAUGCAGAAGAGGAGCAAAGCCAUCCAUUCCUCAGAUGAAGACGAGGAUGACGACGAAGAUGAGGACUUCGAAGACGACGACGAGUGGGACGACUAGUGAAAACGUCCCUGCUCAAACACGCCCCUCCCCCUUGCACCUACUGCGACACUAAAAAUAUCUUCUAAACAACUUCCAGCAUCUGACUAAAAUUGUAAUGUUAAUGUUGUAUGAAUUGGCUGUAUAUUUAUUUUUGCCUUUUUGCUUUUUUUUUAUGAUUAUUAUAAUUAAUCUGUGCAAUACCUCAUCUGUUAAAUCUGUAGAGUUCGUCACACAUCCUCAUCGUUAAAGACUUUCCCUGGGACUUCCUGUCAUUAGAAAGCACUUAACACCGUCAUCAGCACAAUGUGGGACGCAGCCGGCUACAUUUCAUUAUCACUAAUCAAUCAUAUAAAACACUUGCUGCUCCGCUCAGAGGAGUCUGAGCUGGAGUCUUCAUGUGCUCCAUGGGAAAUAUUUUUUUAUGUUAAUUUCCUCGUGUCUUCAUUCCUCGUUACAGAAACUGAAAAGGGAGACGUACGUGUGACCAAACAGGCAGGAUCCUCUUUGUGUUUGACAGCGGUCGGCUUAAAUGCGAGAUAACACUAUUUUCUUACUGUGCUUCUUUUCGUACCUCCGAGUUUCCUAAUAAAUUGUAGUUUAGUCAUGUUAUUUUUUCAUAAAUCCUUUUGACCAAAAUGCAGCGACUCUUGUCGCCUCACGUGGGUUUUCAACUUUUAUUUUUUAUGAAUUUAAAGCCGUUUAUUUGCACACAGUUUAUAUGAUAGUUUGGUUUCGUGUUUUUCAGGUGUGCUUUUGUCGAGUAAUUUUUAUUUUGUUACAGUGACGAUGGACACUUUUAAAAGGUUUUGUGACCUUUUAAAUGGGACUACAAACAUUUAAAUGACUGACGAUGUUCCACUUUCCUUGGCUUAAUACAAAAACAUUUCUACACACAUUAACUCGCAGACACACACACACACUGUGGCAUUUGUGAAAUUAUGAAAGUUUUGUUCUUAAUGUCUGGUUGGUUGUUUUUGUUGUGAUGUCAUUCCGUUAUUUCCUGCAGGAGGAAACAUCAGCAGCGCUCUGGUCGGUAUUUCAAACAAAUAUCACGUCUUGCAAAAAAAGUAACAGAUAUUAAAAAAAUCAUUCAUCCUC
Molecule: messenger RNA, 3052 nt
Organism: Centropristis striata (black sea bass)
Lineage: Eukaryota; Metazoa; Chordata; Actinopteri; Perciformes; Serranidae
Gene: wasla
Product: WASP like actin nucleation promoting factor a
Exons: 11
Coding region: 344-1972 (542 amino acids)
Biological process (GO): regulation of Rho protein signal transduction; actin filament organization
Cellular component (GO): plasma membrane
Molecular function (GO): small GTPase binding; actin binding
Source: RefSeq, a predicted model, not a curated record